This is a messenger RNA of Manacus vitellinus (golden-collared manakin), 853 nucleotides long. Its product is annotated as bromodomain-containing protein 4-like. Gene Ontology annotation, biological process: positive regulation of transcription elongation by RNA polymerase II; chromatin remodeling. The transcript is spliced from 5 exons. NCBI's taxonomy places the organism in Eukaryota, Metazoa, Chordata, Aves, Passeriformes, Pipridae. The annotation marks the transcript as partial. The record is from RefSeq and is a predicted model, not a curated record. Gene Ontology annotation, cellular component: nucleus; chromatin.
GUCCCUGCAGAGCCUUCCCAGAGCCGCUCGGAGCCGAAGAUGCCGCUCGGAGCCUUCGGCUGCUGAGGGAGCGACAGCGGGAAGGGCAACUGGGAAUUCAGAUUCGGGAUCUGGAGGCAUCUGUGCCCGGAGCCACGGCCGAUAGAUGGACAAGCCAAGCGACUUCUGACUCCGCAGCGUUUUCCGGGGCAAAAUUCCAUGGCAAUGUAUCCUACAAGGGUGUCCGGUGAGGAGUGCAAUGGGAUCAACAGCAUGGCGGCGGAGAGCGGCCCCGGCACGAGGCUGCGGAACCUGCCGGUGAUGGGGGACGGGCUGGAGAGCUCCCAGAUGUCCACGACGCCGGCCCAGGCCCAGCCCCAGCAGGGCAUCGGCAUCGGCGUCAACCCCCCCCCGCCGGAGACCUCCAACCCCAACAAGCCCAAGCGCCAAACGAACCAGCUGCAGUACCUGCUCAAGGUGGUGCUCAAGACGCUCUGGAAGCACCAGUUCGCGUGGCCCUUCCAGCAGCCCGUGGACGCCGUCAAGCUCAACCUCCCCGAUUAUUACAAGAUCAUUAAAACCCCGAUGGACAUGGGAACAAUAAAGAAGCGCCUGGAGAACAAUUACUACUGGAACGCCCAGGAAUGUAUCCAGGAUUUCAACACCAUGUUUACAAACUGCUACAUCUACAACAAGCCGGGGGACGACAUAGUCUUAAUGGCAGAAGCUCUGGAGAAGCUUUUCCUGCAGAAGAUCUCGGAGAUGAGCCAGGAGGAGACGGAAAUCGUCAUCGCCCAGACCAAGGGCCGGGGCCGCGCGCGGAAGGAAGCAGGUACGGACAGACCCCCAUUCCCAUGGAAUUCCGGGGGGGAAC